Messenger RNA from Mercenaria mercenaria, 1169 nucleotides. RefSeq lists its product as uncharacterized. The transcript is spliced from 7 exons. The record is from RefSeq and is a predicted model, not a curated record. Bases 617 to 943 code for a protein of 108 amino acids. Lineage: Eukaryota; Metazoa; Mollusca; Bivalvia; Venerida; Veneridae.
AGGGAUAUUUCAGUUAUUCGCGCUUACUGCCGGACAUGUAUUAUUCAUAAAGUGAAUAUUGCAGAGGCAAAAAGAUUUUUCAGUUACUUUACCAAUCAAAUCCUAUGAAUAAUAUCAAUAUUUUUAACAAGCGGUAUGAAAGAACCGGAACUCGAAUGCGCAAUUCGGAUGAAAUGUGGAAUUAUUCACUACAAUUAAUUAUUGAUUAUCUAUCUAUUUAUUUAUUUAUAACGCGGAUUCUUGCUGUUCUCUAAACAUUCAGCCAACGCCAAUACCUGUACACGGAGUGGGUAUUUUAUAGACUGUAUUCCAAGGAAUGUUAUUUACCUCUGAAAUAAGGAACAAUUCUUUUUUAUUUCCGUGAAAGAUUUAUUGUGAAGUGAUAUCCAACAUUUUGCGAAAUUUUUAAGGAAGUAAACAAAACGAUGUCUGUUUUUUUUUAAUCAAGUAGACAAUUAUGUUUUAUUAUGAUCUCGCAUACUUCAACUUAUAAAACAUGCAAAAUUGUGAAAAAGGAAGUACAUGGACUACAUUGGUGUUUUGGGUGCUGCGUUGGAAAUUGGAAUUAUGUGAUGUAAUGUAAUAUGAUAUUGCCAGAAAGCGGAAGUAUGAGGGAAUGCCGAGCCGAGAAAAUAAGAAAACGAAAUUGAUAGAAUAUUAUGUCGAAGUUGAUGAUACUACAAGAAAGCGGACAUAUGAGGGAGUGCCUAGCCGAGAAAGUAAGAAAACGAAAUUAGGUGAAGAUUAUGACGAUAUUGAUGUUGAUGUCAGGAAACGAAAGCCUGAGUGGAUAUGUGGUAUUAGCAACAAACUAAUCAAAUUAAGUUUAGGUGGCACCAAAACUGUGCCUGAGGAGUACAAUCCUCCAAUACAAGAAACAGAUUUGGGAGAGGCUAAAGAAGAAGAUCAACUUCAGCCAGAGAACGUUGGCUAUGAAGUUUGACAUUUCGAAGCGAUAGCUGAACCAAUUUUGCAAACAUUCAUUUUAAUCAUCCCACUUUUUAUGAAUUAUACCAUAUUAAUUUUGAUACUUAUUGACUAGAAAACAAGUUAUAAACAAUAUCUUUGUCUCCGACCAUUAAGACACAUAGUCGAUGGAUGUUAUGCAAUGUCUCGUAACUCACUGCUGGUCAUUCUUUUUGUCACAAGAAGAUCUUAAUAAACUGUCC